AAUAGAGAAGAAGAAGAAGUUACGUCUGCUGGCUGCUACACGGAAGAAGCUGAGUGUCUUGCGUUCAAAGAGUACGAGAAAGGUGUAAUAGGGAUCUUUGAAAGUGCUCUCCAGUCUAACAGAAUGUCUGACGGCCGGAUCUAUGUUGGAAAUCUCCCAAUGGAUGUCCAGGAGAGAGACCUAGAGGAUCUCUUCUUCAAAUAUGGAAAAAUCCGAGAGAUAGAAUUGAAAGGAAAUGGAGCAACCAUUCCUUUUGCCUUCAUCCGAUUUGAGGACCCACGGGAUGCUGAGGAUGCUAUCUUUGGAAGAAAUGGAUAUUCAUAUGGGAACUCCAAGCUACGUGUGGAAUAUCCUCGAUCCACUGGGGCUAAAAUGGGUCCAAUGGGAGGUGGUGGAGGAGCACAGAGAGGAAGGUUUGGACCCCCAACUCGAAGAUCCGAAUUUCGGGUCAUAGUGACUGGUUUACCUCCUACUGGGAGCUGGCAGGAUCUGAAGGAUCACAUGCGAGAAGCAGGAGAUGUUUGUUUCGCAGACGUGCAGAGAGAUGGAGAGGGCGUAGUGGAGUUUCUCCGUAGGGAGGACAUGGAAUACGCCUUACGCCGACUUGACCGGACAGAGUUUCGCUCUCAUCAGGGUGAAACCUCCUACAUCAGAGUUUUUGAGGACAGAGGCAGUGCUAGCUGGAGUCGUCCACGUUCUCGCUCCAGAUCCCGAGGUCGCUAUUCUCCUCCAUUUUUUAACAGAGGAUCACCCCCCCGCUACCAGUCACCUCCACGCCAUCCUAUGUUAAGGAAUAGCCCGCCCCCCAGAAGGCCCCCACCAGCUCACCUUAGCCCCCCUCCACGUCAUUACCGAUAGAGGGGGAAUUAUUUACCUAGCAUUUGGAGGGAAAUUUUCAAUUAUGUGCAUUUUCUCUUUUUUUUUAUUUUACCUCGGGCAUCUUCGUCACCAUUUUUGUGUAAGUGUAGUCCGUGGUCAAAAAAUCCCCAACAGCCUGCUUCUUGUGCAGCAUUAAGAGACUUUUUGUUUUGUUUUAGUUACCUUAAAACAGGCCUUAUGAUUAAGUUGAAUCUUUGGGACAUUCUAAUGUUUUCCUAGGUACUACAUUUCUUGGCUGUUUACAAAGCCUUUAACAGAAAAGUGUUCAUAUAUUGUCUUGUGCUUACAACUCCUCUUAAAGCUGUCGGGCUGAUCCUUUUACUUUUAUUAAAUUGGAUAAGGUUAAGUGUCCUCUCUUGCUUUUAAUGUGUUUUUUCCCCCCCUCCAAAUGAUCAUUAGUAAGUCUUUUUAAUUGUUGCCUUUGAACUGUCAGUUUUCAAGGUGACUUGUAUGUGGAAUAAGAUUUGUAUGUGAUUUUGUUUUUCUUUACAAAUAAAAUACAAAUUUUCUGGG
Molecule: messenger RNA, 1392 nt
Organism: Cyprinodon variegatus (sheepshead minnow)
Lineage: Eukaryota; Metazoa; Chordata; Actinopteri; Cyprinodontiformes; Cyprinodontidae
Gene: srsf9
Product: serine/arginine-rich splicing factor 9-like
Exons: 5
Coding region: 124-858 (244 amino acids)
Cellular component (GO): cytoplasm; ribonucleoprotein complex; nucleus
Molecular function (GO): mRNA binding
Source: RefSeq, a predicted model, not a curated record